ACAGUUCUAUUUUGGAAAAGAGAGAGAGAGUGAGAGAAAAGGCAAAAAACAAGUCUCAAAAAAAGAACAUUUUCCAGCAUAUUUUCGUGGAGAAAAUCUUGAGAAAUAGAGUGAAAUUUCCCUCCAGAAGUGUUGAAUGUGUUUUGUGGGUGAAACACUUGCGGAAAAGCAAACGAUCAAGUGAAAAUAGUGCAUGAGAGACAGAUCCAUUGAAUCCUCUCUCACAGAUUGUUCGAGUACCCUUGUACUCGAUUGCAGUUUCCUUUUGAUUUUCCCACCGGAAAAUUUGCUGCAGAACAACCACCCACGGUUAUCCAGCUUAUCGUCCAAUUCUCUUCACCAUCACCAGCUGCGUCUGCGUGCGCUGAUAAGGCAAUUUUCCUGUGGCGCACUUUCCAACUUGUCAUUGAGAGAAGAUAGUGAGUUCCACUCUCUCAAUUCUAGUGGGUGGUUUUUUCAUCAUACACCUCCCGUCUUCCGCCCUUUCCCCCUCCAACAAAGUCAAAGGAAAAAAAGUCCAUCUUUUUCUCCUCUCGUAAUUGUCGUCACACCAUCAUUGUCCAUCUUACUCUAUCACAUUGUCCCUCUCACAAUCACACAAAUCAAAAUGACACAAAAAUUCGCGAGAAAAUCCACGAAAUUCUUGAGCUAGAGCAAGUCUGACAAAAAAAAGUAAAACAACUCCCAGCACACUUUAUUUCUUUCACACAUACCGCGAUUUUUCCAAGCAUUCAGUGGCCAUUUCAAUGGUAUUUUUAGGCAAAAGUCUGUUGACAAACAUCUGGGGGAGGAAUACACGCGAAAUUGGCUUUUUAAAUUGAUGAGGUCUCUAAUCAAUUGUCUCCUAUCCGUGAGACUCCUUGGAACAUCCCCAAAAAAUUGUGGCAAAAUCAAAUUGAGGGGACAACCACAAAAAAGAAGUAUCUUCUAAUUCAGAACACUCCAAAGAGAUCCUAGAAAAAAAUCUAGAGAACAGAAUAAGGUGGCAUAAUCACAAACAGUUCAUCGGUAAAAUUGUGAAGAAUUCUAACGUAUAACAAAGGCCAUCCCAAACAGAAAACUUGUCUGAGUCGCUGAAUACGGAUUCGAAAAAUGGCCAAAGAUGGAAAGUAGUGGGCGCAAGGACGUGUCACAGUGCGCUAGUAGCAUUCGCACCAAACAAUUGUUCCACGAGAUGAAACAGAAGUUCCCCACAGCUUCCGACGACGUGGUCAAUGAAUGUGUUCUGCGCAAUGGGGAUCGCGCCACAUGCGUUGCCCUUCUGCAGCGUCACGUGGAAGCUACACAGGCGCAACUGGUUCCUGGUCACCUGCCACCUCGACCACCUCCACCACCACGACCGCCAAUCUCUCCAACAAUUCACAUCACUGAGCGAUCAUAUGCGGAAGCCCCAUCUUCUACACCAACGCCACCCGCUGGCUCCCCAUCGGACACCCUCACUGCGCUAUCGCGACAGACGUCCCGCUUUGCCACUGAGAUCACAAUCCCGCCUCGAGAGCCCAGGGAGGCCUUUGAGUCUCCGGAUGAACAUACACCAACAACGACCCCAAAGGCACCCAGACGUUACACUUCCGUCAAGUUUAAUCUCAAAGACUUCAGUCAAGAUCCAGACUCAGCUGGAGAUGGAAGUGUAGAGCUGCUACAGGCCACAAAUAUCACCUACUCCAGUAGUUCCCUGAAUUCUGAACAGGGCUAUCAGAGUCGUCUGCACAUCAAUGUGGGUCGCAAUGGAGGGGUCAUAAGUGCCGUUCGAACACGACCAACUCACAAUGUCCAGGCGCUAGCGCCCCUGGAACCGCCAUCGCCACCUCUACCACCACCCACGCACAGUCCCAUACCCGAGGACAGAAGCGUAAACAAUCAACUUCGGAUCAAGAGUGCCCUCCAGAAUGAAUUUAUGAAUGAUCAGAAGCGAUUGGUGAAGAUGCAGAGGAGUCUUGAGAUACUGCGUGAACCCUUUUCUGCCGAGAGUUCCCAGAGAGUCCUUCAGGAGAUCACCCAAUUGCGUUGCGACUGUGAGAGAAUGGCAAGAGCUGUGGAGAAAUACGGGCCAUAUGUUCUGGGUGAGACAAAUGAGGCAUUUUACGAUAACAUCUACACAGGCCAAAAACUACCAGCCCAAGUUCGACGGAGUCGUUCAACGAGAAUAUCCCAGUCUACAAGUCAGUCUGUCAUCAAUCACCAUUUGCAGGUGCUUUCGGGACGUCCCAAUGGACUGUCCAUGGGCACGCAAGAUGGAACAUGGACUUGCUGUAUGUGCACUUUUGGCAAUCAUCCCCUAAUGGACAACUGUGAGCAGUGUGAUAUGCCGAGAUUCAACUCAGCAGCUCCAACACACUCCACGCACGUCUUCCAGAUGGCCGGCUUCAACAGUAGCUACCACGAGAGUGUCAAUGGGAGCCUCCUCUAAUGGACAACACAUUGUGAUUAUUUUCUUUAUCUUUUCGUCUGAGUACGAUACAAAAAGAACUUCCUGCAAUAAAGUGAGAGUGAGAUUGAGA
Phlebotomus papatasi is the source of this 2501-nucleotide messenger RNA. It is a transcript of the gene Tab2, whose product is annotated as TGF-beta-activated kinase 1 and MAP3K7-binding protein 3. The transcript is spliced from 5 exons. Lineage: Eukaryota; Metazoa; Arthropoda; Insecta; Diptera; Psychodidae. The coding region runs from base 1103 to 2410 and encodes 435 amino acids. The record is from RefSeq and is a predicted model, not a curated record.